CUGUUUCUGCACCACUUUACGGGGGAAAAGUCUUCGUCACAAAAUUCCACCAUGUCAAUCAAUUACACGGCAAUAAAAUUCGAUGUCUCGGCUUGUCUUAUAUAUUUGGCAAAGUUCUAGGGACAGUUUUCUUUUAUUGUUACGAAAAUAUAGUGAUGAAUAGUGCAGUACUAUCAGUACUUUAUGGUUGAUUAUAAAAUAGUGAAUUCCAUUUGUUUUUUACCUUAUAUAGUGAAAGAAAAAGCAUAAGAUUUACCAAACACUGCGUCAAGAGGAGGCAAGUUGUGACGUUUUCCACAACUGCAAUCAUCUGCAAUGUCAACUGAAAAAAAAUUGGGGUCUAAUGAUUCCGUGGUUGCGGUGGUUGCUGAUCUAGAAAUGAAAAGAAAAUCAAAUAAGGAUUCUGCUUUAAUAUCUGAUGGAGGAACUCGUUCAAGUGCACUUGUGCUAGAUUCGAAUUAUAUCGAAAACAAGAUAAAAAAUUUGCUCAAUCAAAAAGAUGCAGUCAAAACCGCGAUAGAUGACGAUGCAGAAGAUGAGAACUCUGAUAGCGAACAAAACGGAAAUCGAAUGAUGGGAAUCUUGACAACAGAAGAUAGUUGUAACGCAGUUGAUAAUAAACUUUUUUCAAGAAACUUCGAUGAUAACAAACACGAAGUAUCAUUCAAAGAACUUUCCUUCAAUGGUAAGAUAAAAAGCUUUAAUGCGCAAUCUUCUAUGAAUAGUGGUUCGGAGAAAUUGGCAAUUGCAGGCAGCGCAUUAACGUGUAGCGAAAAAAGUAACCAAGAUAAACUCAACGAGUCUUUUGAAAUUUUGACAAAGGAGAAUAGUUCACUUAUGCAUUACAACAAUGAAAAAUCUCCAGAUUUAUUUGCCGACGAUGACUACGAUGACACAAGUGAAGAUGAAAAAUCAAAGUCGGAUUUAGAAGUUCAUGAUUGUCCAAAAGAAUUAAACUCGAAACAAACAAUUCCAGAUAACGAUGGCGUUAGCAAUAUUGAGCGAAUUCUCUUAAAACGCAUGCAGUUGUCACUGUCUGGUGUGCCGCCGCCACCAGCAGUUACUUUUUCUCAAGUCGAUAUAAACCGUGUGCUUGAUCUAUAUAAAGAAAACGAAAGUUGUUCAGGUUUUAGCAAUGACCAAACAAUCGAACGAGCUUCCCCUGGAAAACUUUGUCUCAGUAAACCAACGCAUAGCCCAACAGAGUUAUUCUCGUUAUCGUGGCCAGAAAUCUUGAAGUGUAGAGCACACGGUCUCCACUACAACCGUUCGAAUGUUUCAGAAAAUAUUGAACUGCUAGGGUUGAAAUAUGUAGAUCGAUACAUAGGAGCAGAAACAAGUUCGACCUUCAAUGUGAUCCAUUCACCAUCUAGUACUAAAAAACGAAAUUUACGGUUGAAAAUGCUCAACCAAUCACCAGGGAGCCGUCUCAGUCAUCUGGCUCGCCGUAGGGCGGUGUUUUCAUCCGCUAAUUUGCUCAAUAGCUCAGUUAACUCUGUUAUCGCGACGGGCCUUUCUAAUACGUUUCGCGCGAGUAAUCGGCAAAUUUUGCUUGAUGCAAAGAAAUCAGAUAACCGUCGUAAAAACAAAGGGCGUACACCAAAACGUCGUACACCUGGUCGCCGCAAAACGCCUAGUAGACGAAAAACACCUGGAUCAUCUAGUAAAAAACGUGCACUCAGUUUACCGAUGGUAAAACAGUCACAACCAGUCAGUCGAGAAUCUUCCAAGCGGGCUCUUUUUCAGAGUCCGCCUCGAGAAGGUUCAAACAACCUGACUGCGAUUCCAGCCACAUCGGUUGCAGGCAGCAGUUCUACUGUUAAUAAAGUUCAGAAAUCCAAACGUGCACUGUUCUCGCCUCCUAAACGUGUUCAUCGUUUCUCUUCAGUUUCCUCUAGUCGAUCGAAUCUAUCCGUCAAAGAAUCGUUGAUGAGUUCUCAACGGUACGGUUCCACUAAUAAUAUCGAAAUGUUAAAAGAACACAGCGGGGUCACAGAUAUAAUCACCGGUGAAUCUGUGGACCUAGGCGGAAAACGAAAACGAUCAGAAGAUCAUGACGACGACAUAGAUUUAUCUACUAAUAUAGGGAAAAUUGCUCGCGUGGAAACGAUAAAAGAAGAAGACUUGACUCCUCGCUCAUUAAAACUUGCCCGAAGUCAAAGUUUUUGUUCCAGUUUAAAGAACUCCAAUUGCAGCAGCGCUUCGGAGAAUAGUUUAUGCGGAAAGUCACUCUUUAGAGCAAGUUCAGAAGUUACAUUUCCUAAUUCUGGAAAUCGCUCAGUGGCAGUUUUAACAGAGAACCAUAAAAAGAAAUUACUAUGGGCUGUUUCGCAAGCUUUACAAACCAAGCAGAUUACGGUAAAACAUAACAAUUUCAAAGAGUACGCUUCCAAUCUGGCACGUGUCGUUAAACGGUUGUUCUUGGAGUUCAACGAUAAUACAGUGACCAGUACCAGCGAGAAAUUGCUAAGGUUUGCCAACAGGCAUGUUUUUGAGGUAAUUCAAGGUCACAGUGUUGAUGAUAUCUACCUAAAGGAAAAAACUCGUAUAAUGAAUGCAAGGAACUUUGGAAAAAUACAGGGUUACAUUGCCCCAGAAGACUAUGAGCAUCGUAAACAAAUGCUGAAACGCAGCACGUCUACGUCAGUGCUCAUUGCAGAUAAUUCUAGUGAUGCAUCGCUGUCUGCUUGCUCUAGCCAACUGCAGCUGAGCCAACGUUCGUUUCUUUCACAAAGUUCGGAGUUUUUAAACCAGCUAUCGCAAACUUCGCACCAUAGUAGUCAAGUGACAGAUCUAAAUGGCUCGCAGAAUACGAUACUCCGUGAAAACAUUGACAGUGAACAACGACAGAAAUCGGCUCAAAAGCAAGUUUCUUUUUCCGGCAAGGAUCAAAAAAACCUUAGCCCUUACGCAGACAAGUGCGGAUCUUUAGCAAAGAGUGUAAAAUUAAUUGUCGGUGGUGCCCUUUCGUCCACCAGCGUGCUGAAAGCAAAACGACAGAUCUCAUUUGAGUAAGUUUAUGGGAGUGGUGGAUUUCAACGUACAUGAUAAAUUUAAAAGGUGAUAAAUCUUUCGCAUUGUAUGUAUGGAUUAUGGGUGAUUUUUAUCGCUUUUGUUUGCGGGCAACAGUGACAACAUUUGACUGAGUUAGACACGCAGGGUUACGUGUUAACCGGAAGUUGAAAAUAAUUCUUUAAAACUUUUUAAAAUUCAAAGCUACACUUUGUGGAAAUUAUUUUUGCACGAGAACAUUUACUGUGGCAGUUGUAAAUAGUAUGAGACAAUAAGUUUAUAAAUAAAUAAGCAGAGUUUCUAAUUUAUUAUA
Wyeomyia smithii (pitcher-plant mosquito) is the source of this 3325-nucleotide messenger RNA. RefSeq lists its product as uncharacterized. The record is from RefSeq and is a predicted model, not a curated record. NCBI's taxonomy places the organism in Eukaryota, Metazoa, Arthropoda, Insecta, Diptera, Culicidae. Bases 316 to 3015 code for a protein of 899 amino acids. The transcript is spliced from 5 exons.